Messenger RNA from Dreissena polymorpha, 6700 nucleotides. Its product is annotated as cadherin-23-like. Bases 167 to 5947 code for a protein of 1926 amino acids. Lineage: Eukaryota; Metazoa; Mollusca; Bivalvia; Myida; Dreissenidae. The transcript is spliced from 37 exons. The record is from RefSeq and is a predicted model, not a curated record. Gene Ontology annotation, biological process: homophilic cell-cell adhesion. Gene Ontology annotation, molecular function: calcium ion binding. Gene Ontology annotation, cellular component: plasma membrane.
UACUCACCUUAGACAAACAUGUUCACCUGAUAAUUGAUAAUUAUUAUCUAUGAGCACGUCGGAGCAACAUUUCAAAUGAUAUCAUAGUUGACAUCAGUCGAUUGAUGCAUUGUUAAGUUUAUCGUGUAGCUUAAAACCAACUUUUGGUGAACAUGUACAUGUAAUUAUGGAUCACUACACAGUAAAGUGUUUUUUCAAAGGAUUAUGUUUCAUUGCUUGCAUUGGAGGAGCAGCCUCAUCGCCGCCUACUAUUUCUGGAAUAUCGAGCAGCACUGUUUUGUCGUUUGAUGAAACAAAUACUAUAAAUUUCACGCUGUUCACUUUUACUGUGACUGACGAGAAUACAGUAACCAUUGAACCGUAUGACGGAGUCACAAGAAGCCUUGCUGUAGCUAUUCCUAAUGAGAUUAGUCCUCAGUCAGGACAGAAACAUCAAGUCAAUGUUACCGUGAUGACCAUCAAGCCACUUGACAGAGAUCAGGGCACGGGUGGACAGUCGCUGUUUCAGCUUAGGUUUAAUAUCAGGGACUCGGAGGAAAACACCGUGACAACACCGAAUGUGUAUAUACAAGUGAAUGAUGUCAAUGACAACGCGCCGGAGUUUAAAAAUCUGCCCUACAGAUGGGAUAUAGACGAGAAACCUUUCAAUGCAUCGGCGAUUUAUAUGAACAUCAGAGCAGAUGACACAGAUAGCGGCGAAAAUUCGAGGUUAAGCUAUAGCAUGAAGCCAAACACGAAGUCCCAGGACGCAAACACGGAGUAUAACAGUCAUUUCAAUAUCACUACGGACACUGGGGUGGUGCAUUUGUUGAACGAACUGGACUAUGAGCAGAACAGUUACUACCAAUUCACAGUCACUGUGCAGGAUCACGGCAAUCCACCUAAGAGUGCAACUGCGGAUCUGAUCAUCAGGGUAAAGGACGUACAAGACACUCCACCAUUCUUCACCGCUAAUCUGUACAGAACAGCGUUUGAUGAAAAUAUGCAUAUGAACACGCCAGUUGUACAAGUAAAUGCACGCGAUGGCGACGUUGGUGCCCCCAACGAUGUUACUUAUCAAAUAUUGCCAGAUGAUGGGUGCUCAAAACUGUUUAAUAUAUACUCAAAUGGUACGGUUUGUACAAAUGAUUCAAUCGAUAGAGAUGAAGGCGUUUUACUGAGGAAAUAUGGAGAAUGUAUAUUGACUGUACAAGUACACGAAGUAAACCAGGCCAUGUUUCCCCAGUAUGGUAAUACUUCCGCCGAAACAAAUGUGACCAUCAUCAUCAACGACCUCGAUGACAAUUUUCCGACGUUUAACCAGUCAAUAUAUACUGGGUCGAUAUUUGAAAAUUCCGGCGAGGGUGUGGCAAUACAGAUUCAUGGUGGCAUCUACGUUAGCGAUAAAGAUCAGGGAGACAAUGCAAACCUGAAUAUCAGUGUAACAUUUGCGGAUGGAUCGCCUUGCCCAACGUUCGCACCCGACCCUUCUUUUGUGUCACAAUAUGGUGAAAUCAGAAUAAAAGUUACCAACAAUAAAAACUACACGUUGUUAGAUUACGAGCAAACUAAAUCAUUCGAACUUUUGGUUACUGUAUCGGAGUCUUUAAACGCGAAAAACAGUGCCACGGCUACCGUCAACGUGACCGUUUUAGACGUUAAUGAUAACGUCCCACAGUUCUUAAAUGGAUCGUACGAGUUGAGCAUUCACGAAAACCCAGCGAAUGGAACUUCUGUUGGGAGAGUAACGGCCACAGACAAGGACAAGAUGUAUGGUAAUGAGAUACUUUCGUAUUCGCUCCUGGGUGGACAAUGGUUUACUAUCAACAAUGCUACGGGUGAAAUAUCUACCUAUUGCGCACCAAAUGUCCUGGACAGAGAGCGACAAGACACGUUCUUCAUGACGCUAACGGUGACUGACGCUGCGGGUCACAGAAAUACUUCGUCAUUGAAUAUUACGUUAACAGACGAGAACGACAACGAUCCGAAGUUCCGCCAAAAUGUAUAUGAAGUUCAAGUGGAUGAGAUCAUGAAUUAUACACAUCCUAUUAUCACUGUCAAAGCAACUGAUGCCGACAUGGUAGAUUCCGAGAAUAGUUUGCUUUAUUACAAUAUAACACAGACGUCUGAUGCACAUUUUAUGAACAACGUUACCAUUAAUGAGUCCACGGGAGAGGUUUCCCUUCGUCAGUCGAUUGAUUAUGAGGCUAUAAAUCAAACUUUGAAAGGGAUAAUAAAUAUCACCAUAAUGGCGUUUGAUAACGGUCAACCACAACGUAACGACACUUCAGUUGUGAGGCUCACGAUACAGGACAUUAACGACUGUGCACCUGUGUUCAAUAAACCAGGGUAUUCUGGAGAAACAUUUGAGAAUGAAACAUCGACAUUGGGAGCAGAAUUUGUGGUAGCUACUGUAAACGCUACGGAUAAUGAUGGAACUGACAGAAACAAAGGAAUCAACUACUUCAUAGUAUCAGGAUCAGCAGGAAAGUUCCGAGUUGACCCAAUAUCGGGCGAAGUGGCCAUUCAAGUCGAUGCUGAGCUGGACUACGAACGUGUUAAGAACUACACACUAACCGUCAUGGCUCUAGACCAAGGCUCGCCACCCUUAAAUUCUACGACGAUUGUUAGAAUUCAAAUAAAGGAUGUAAACGAUGUGUCCCCAAUAUAUACUCCUCAUUCCUGUAACAUAGCAGUCCUUGAGAAUACAACUCAGGGUCCCUUAAAUCUGGCGUGUAAAGCAACGGAUAACGAUACACAUAUGUAUUUAAAUUACAAAAUACUUUCCGUUUUGGGUGCCUUUGACGAGGUUGGACAUCUUGUUGAUGUAAAUUUGACCACGGACUGGUUCAAAGUCAAUUUAACAAAUGGAGACAUAAGUGUAACUGCAUUAGCUGACCGGGAAAUAGCCAAGACAGUUAAACUACAAACACAAGUUGAGGACCUUUACGCAGAACACCCGAAACCGCAGUAUGACACAGCGGAAAUAUCUAUCACAUUGAAUGAUACAAAUGACAACGACCCACAGUUUACAUCCGAGGUUUAUACUGGAAGUGUUACUGAAAUAGCACCAAAUAACACCAAUAUUCUUACCCUAAGUGCGACCGACAAAGACGAAAACAGGACAAUCACUUACAGCCUUCAAACACCGCAUGCGGCUUUCCAAAUUCAUAAUGUCACCGGGAUCUUAUCAAAAGUCGGAUACCUUGAUCGAGAGACCAAUGCAAACAUCACUCUUACAGCAGUGGCCACUGAUAAUGGUGAACCAACGCGUUCCUCAAUCGUACAAAUCAAAAUUAAUGUUAUCGACUUUAAUGACAAUACACCAACUUUCCUUAAUUUUGAAAGGGAAAUAACAAUUCCAGAAAACGCUUCCAGCGAGACGUUUGUUGUUGUUGCAAAUGCAACGGAUGCGGAUGCGGGUGAAAAUGCAAGAGUCAUUUACAGAAUAAUUGCUGGCAAUUCAGAAAAUAAAUUUAAUAUUACCCCCGACACUGGUGAAAUUUCAGUCGCAUCUCUUUUGGAUCGUGAAAAGACAGCCAACUACGAUUUGACAAUAGAGGCUUCAGAUAACCCUGAAGACCAUUCGCUUCAAAAAUCGAACACUACACAUAUUGUUAUUAAAAUAUCGGAUAUUAAUGACAAUCCACCGACAUUUUCCAGUGGCUAUAAAGAUCGUGUUCUUGAAACGGCAAAAAAUGGAACGCUGAUUCUACGAGUAAUGGCAAAAGAUGCUGACGACGGUGAGAACAGUAGAGUAACUUACACAAUGGUCGACGAUGAAAAUAUGUUUUUCAUUUCAACAGAUGGAGAUAUUUCAGUUUCUGCUGAUCUGAAAGAUAAGGUCGGGAUGUAUAAUUUAACUGUAAUCGGUACAGACCAUGGAAAUCCACAACUUAUGGGAAACGAAACCGUACAUAUUAGCGUCGAGGAUGUCAAUCUAUAUGCUCCACUUAUUGGACAUAUACCAAGGGAUUCAUUAAUAAGAGUUUAUGAGUGUGAGACUAUUGAUAAGCUUAUCUGGACUUUCAACUACACAGACAGGGAUUACGGCCAAAAUGCAAAUUCAACUUUCGAUAUCAGUGAGUAUGAAGAAGCCACAACCUUAAAUAACAACACAUUUGAGAUGAGGGCUGAUGGACAACUCAUACUGAAGAAAUCAUUAGAUGUAAACAAGCAAGCCGAAUAUAAGUUUUACCUGCGUGCCACAGACCAGGGCAUCCCUACUCCAUUAUCAAGCCAAACACUCAUAAAAGUCAAUGUGAUUGACGUCAACAACCACCUGCCCACGUUCCUCUAUUCGGAGAGUAAUAUGACGCUUCUAGAAAACUCAACUUCCAAUGUAACUGUAGGGACUGUACACGCAACGGAUGAAGACAAGGACGGCAAACCCUGCUAUUCGUUCAAAGAUGAACCACUGCGAGAAAAUUGGACAUAUUAUUUCGCGUUAAACAACACAACUGGCGAUAUAACAAACAUUCAACCAGUGGACUACGAACAGAUACAUGUCAUCAAGUUGUUAAUACACGUGGAUGACUGCUCCAUCCAGACAAACGCUUCGUGUGCAAACAAUACCAAACUAAGUCUAACAGAAGGAAAACUAGACCUGACUGUAAGCGUUAUGAUUGAAGACAAAAAUGACAGUCCACCAGUUUUUAACGAACGCAAACUGGCAAUUGGCAUGUUGUACGGCACAAAAAUUGACACUGAAUUUGAUUUAAAGCUCAAGAAUGGGACGUACGUUCACGACAACGACUCCAAAAAGUAUGGUUCGGACUCGUGGAAAUUCUACAACGAUGGACCUGUCAUAGUAAAUGUUAAAGGUGACUUGAAACCAGACAGCGGUUCUAAAACAUGUGAGGAUAAUAAGACUCAUCUGUUUUGUGUGACGCACGAUGGAACAAUUAAGGUUAAUAAAAACAUCGACGAGACGCUCUCUGGGUACUUCAUUGUCCCAGUCUUGGUGAAUGACACUGCGGGGGAGGAUAGGGCAAACAUAACGAUAUAUCUUAUCAGCAUAUCGCAGAUUGUAACGUUCAACAUUCGGCAUAACACAGUGGAAGCAGAUAAAAUGAAGGACGACAUACUGAGAAAGUAUAGUGAACUAUUCGGUUACGAUUUCGUCUUUGAUAAGCUCUCUGCCCAUCUGAUAGAUGGUAAAGCCGUCUCAACAAGUUCUGAUUUGGAAUUCCACGUUGUUAAUCGAGAUACUAAAGAGAUUCUUCAGAAGAACGACGUAUACACAUUGAUGGAAAAGAAGUCGGAGGACGACACACUUGUGGGUCUAAUGAAUCAAUACAAUAUAGGAACAUCCUUUCAGGCAACAUCUAACUCCAAAACCGGAACGGAGGAAGAGUCGAAAAGGACCUUCUACAUUCUGGUUGGCGUCACUGCUGGUGAGGCGUUGGUCAUCCUCCUGUUUAUAUACGUGUGGAUGAAUACCAAGAAUAGGUACAAGCGUAAACUGAAGGCAGCAAACAUUAAUGUGAAAGACUUCGAGAUGAAUGAAAUGGAUGAAAUUGUACCAUCUAUACCUGGAAGCAACAUGUUCUCGAAAAGCAAAAACCCUCUAAUUGACGCAGAUGUCAAAGAUUUAAAUAAAGGAAUGGCGUUCAACAACGAUUCUUACCAAAAGUACGAUGAUCUAAACCUCGAUGAGAACGCGGUCGAUGCCCGUGCCGAACACAUGCACACCGUGUACGACUCCAUUGAGGAAAAAGAGGUCACCAUGGACAUGUACACAGACGACAUGCCACCGGGCGCUUACGGGAGGAACGCCUCAAUGUCCAGCGAGGACCUGCUAGGAGCUACUCUGCAGCUGCACGCGCUGCACAAGUCCAGAGAGAGUCUUGAUAAUUUGGAUGCAAGCCUAGACGAGGCGACGGAGGAGGAGGAUGGUUAUGAGUUCCAGGGAAGGACGCGAAUUAACCCGGCCUUUGAUGAUGAUCUCGAAUGCACAGAGAUUUAAUUAACCAUGCAGCGGUCGCAUACCAAACAAUGUUCUGCCUCACAUCCAGAUAAAUUCUAGCAUUGUUUAGCAUCACUAAUUGGAUUCUCUCUCAAUGAAUGUAUCCAUUGUAUUGUAUGUGUUUGUUUUAUUUGCUGAUUAUUUUUUUAUUGCUUAUAUGUAUUUAUAUUACUCGGACAAUGCUUUGUGCAAUGUGCAAAUAUUUUAUAAUUAAAUACAAACUACACAUGUUAUUUAUACUAUUCAGAAUAGUUUUGUGCAAUGUAUCACAUCGCUUUCCAUACUUAGUGUGCCUGUACAUAUUAGAGAUAUACAGUAAACAAAACAGUCAUAAAGUGAUGCAUUAUACUAUAAUCUGCAUAAUUUUUUUAUGAAUGUGCGAAUGUGAUAUUUGUACUGAUUCAUUUAUGGUUUGGUAUGUUUCUAUGAGUGAACAUAUUUUUUUACCAUGUGUAUUUUCUUUUCAUCGAUCAUGUUUGAAAAAAUGUGUGUACCAAGGUUUUUUUAAUUUAAUAUUUCAAUUUGAACAUUCAGUUCAUUUCCAUCAGACAAAAAUAUAGACUUUUAAUUAAAAAUACUUAAACGUCAUAAACAAGCACUUUGCUACGAUGUUCCUAUUUAUCGGCAAGAACACUUUUAUUUAACAAUGUUGCUUAUAUAUGCUGGGCGUUUAAAUAUUGUUUUAAAUUAAAAAUGUAUUACAAAUUGUCAAUUGUUUGAAAACAUUGUUCUGAAAUAAAUUAGUGCAGUCUC